Messenger RNA from Lathyrus oleraceus (garden pea), 1814 nucleotides. RefSeq names its product cytochrome P450 CYP82D47. The transcript has 2 exons. The coding region runs from base 69 to 1634 and encodes 521 amino acids. NCBI's taxonomy places the organism in Eukaryota, Viridiplantae, Streptophyta, Magnoliopsida, Fabales, Fabaceae. The record is from RefSeq and is a predicted model, not a curated record. Gene Ontology annotation, molecular function: heme binding; monooxygenase activity; iron ion binding.
AGUGCAACUUUGACACAUUUCAAUUCCUUAUUCAUUAUAAAACCCUCUAUUGUAAGAAACAAAUCGCAAUGGCCAUGGAUGAUUUCAUCUUCAACACUCUCAUUUCAACUAUUCUCACCCUGUUAAUUGGAGCCUUAAUUUAUCACAUAAAGAAAACACAUACAAAGAACUGCACUGCACCUCAAGCUGAAGGUGCAUGGCCUAUUUUAGGUCAUUUGCACCUCUUUGGAGCUAAGAAACUUACACACAAAACACUUGGAAUGAUGGCUGACAAACAUGGACCAAUUUUCACAAUCAAACUUGGUUCAUACAAUGUUCUUGUACUAAGUAGCAGUGAAAUGGCGAAAGAAUGUUUCACUCUUCAUGACAAAACAUUCUCCACUAGACCCUUUGUUGCAGCCUCCAAGUUAAUGGGAUACAACUAUGCCAUGUUUGGUUUCACUCCUUAUGGUCCUUAUUGGCGCGAGAUGAGGAAGUUAGCUACAGUAGAGCUUCUUUCGAAUAACCGACUCGAACUGUUGAAGAACACGAGAGUAUCUGAGAUAGAUGCUGCAGUGAGAGAGCUUUAUAGGUUAUGGACAGUAAAGGGUUGUCCGAGAGGAGGGAUGUUGGUUGAUAUGAAGGAGUGGUUUGGCGAUUUGACGCAUAAUAUUGCUUUGAAAAUGAUGGGAGGGAAGCCAUAUUAUGGAGGUGGUGAAGGUGAAGGUAGGAAGUAUAAGGAAGCUAUGAGAGAUUGGGUGUGUUUGUUUGGUGUGUUUGUGAUGUCUGAUGCAAUUCCAUUUCUGGGUUGGUUAGAUGUUAAUGGUUAUGAGAAGGCUAUGAAGAGAACUGCGAAGAAAUUGGAUAGUUUGGCUGAAGGGUGGUUGGAGGAACAUAAAAGGAAAAGAGGUUUGGGUGAUGUUGGAAAGGAAGAACAUGAUUUCAUGGAUGUUAUGUUGAAUGUUUUGAAGGAUUCUGAGAUUUGUGGUUAUGAUUCAGAUACAGUCAUCAAGGCUACUUGCUUGAAUCUGAUUUUAGCAGGAAGUGACACCACUAUGGUGACUCUAACAUGGGCACUAUCCCUACUGCUCAAUCAUCAAAUGGAACUUAAAAAGGCACAGGAUGAGUUGAACACUCAUAUUGGGAAGGACAGGAAGGUGGAAGAAUCUGACAUAAAGGACUUAUUAUACCUCCAAGCCAUUGUCAAGGAAACAUUGCGACUCUACCCACCUAGUCCAAUUAUCACCUUGCACGCAGCAAUGAAUGACUGCACUUUUUCAUGUGGCUACCACAUUCCUGCUGGUACACAGUUGAUGGUGAAUGCUUGGAAGAUCCAUCGAGACGGUCGUGUUUGGACUGAUCCUCAUGAUUUCAAGCCUGAGAGGUUUUUGACAGGCCACAAAGAUGUUGACAUCAGAAGUCAGAACCAUGAGCUUGUACCUUUUGGUUCUGGAAGGAGAGCAUGCCCAGGAGCCUCAUUGGCUUUGAGAGUGGUGCAUUUGACUUUGGCUAGACUGCUACACUCAUUCAAUGUUGCUUCUCCCUCAAAUCAAGCUGUAGACAUGACAGAAAGCCCUGGACUCACAAAUUUAAAAGCAACCCCACUUGAAGUUGUUCUAACACCGCAUCUAGAUGCCAACCUUUAUGAAGACUAGAUUCUAAAUGAAAAUAUCCAUUAAAUGGAGAGAAUCACAACUCAUUAUAUUAGGCUUGUUUUUCUCUAAAUAAGGCAACACUUUUGAGGUUGCUGCAAGACAUUUAAUGGAGGUAAUAGCUAUGAAUCAUGAUGUAUUAAUAAUAGUUCAUAUCUGGUACAAUCUUCAGUAUUGUGUUAA